GAAACAUUUUUUUCAGAUAAAACUUUAAAAUGAUUUUUCAAAAACUGUCAAUGCUUAGGAAAUAAGUGAAAUCAGUGAAAGUUAAAUCUUUAUCUUAAAAAACAUUUUUACAAUGGCCUGCACAGAAAACGAAACUGCCUUUCAGAACUUUACAAAUUUGAGUGAUUCUGUAAAAUCUCUCCCAGCUGGGCCUCCUGUUUCUAGAACAGACAAACUUUUUCUGGAGCGUGUUGGAAAAAAUCAAAUAGACAUGCGCAGAAGAGUGAGCUUGUCUGGAAGCGCGCCAAAUGUUAGUCAACUUGAUCCCAAGGAACAAAGAAAAGUUUCUCUCAGAAAAGCAAUUUCUGAAAAAAGAAGAGAAGUGAAAGAGCAAGACAAUCCUGAUGCAUUAAAGGAUAAGGUGUUGAUGGACGGAGAGAAGGAGAUAUGGGAUAGUGGAGAUUGGAGGCAACAAAUUAAGGAUUUAAACAGUUCAUUUUCCAAGCUACCACCAAUAUCAAAAGGAAAAAAGAUAGUGGACGGGAAAGCCCAGGCCUUCAUAGUGUGAAAGCAAUAAUUUUUUUGGCAAACAUAUUUUAACAUGAAAAAUAAUGAAAGAGAAAUCAAGC
Eurytemora carolleeae is the source of this 608-nucleotide messenger RNA. RefSeq lists its product as uncharacterized. The record is from RefSeq and is a predicted model, not a curated record. NCBI's taxonomy places the organism in Eukaryota, Metazoa, Arthropoda, Copepoda, Calanoida, Temoridae. Bases 113 to 547 code for a protein of 144 amino acids. The transcript is spliced from 6 exons.